Molecule: messenger RNA, 1197 nt
Organism: Solanum stenotomum
Lineage: Eukaryota; Viridiplantae; Streptophyta; Magnoliopsida; Solanales; Solanaceae
Product: probable N-acetylglucosaminyl-phosphatidylinositol de-N-acetylase
Exons: 12
Coding region: 203-979 (258 amino acids)
Biological process (GO): GPI anchor biosynthetic process
Cellular component (GO): endoplasmic reticulum
Molecular function (GO): N-acetylglucosaminylphosphatidylinositol deacetylase activity
Source: RefSeq, a predicted model, not a curated record
ACUCUUUUCUCUUUGAUAUUCCCGUCUUCUUCUCCAAAAUUCCAUCUAUCCAUGGUCGAUCCAUGUUUGUUCAGGGUUUGUAAACUGCACAAUAAGAUUGAACCAGUUCCAAUUUCUGUGUACUAGAUCCAACAUUCUUGUUCUAUAGAAGAAAAUUGAUACAACUCUGUGCUAUCUGUAGUUCUGCUGGCAAAAAAAUUAAAUGGAGUGGCUAGUAAUCAUCUUUACAUUGGUUGUGCUGUGGGUGGCCUCACUCUUUAAAAUUCUCCACGAAUCUCUCUCUGCCUCACAAGCUACAGUUUUAAAUGAUGGUGGAGUUUUUCGCAAGAGAAAUGUCUUAUUGGUUAUUGCCCAUCCUGAUGAUGAGUCUAUGUUCUUUACUCCAACCCUUAAUUAUUUGUCUUCGAGAGGAUGUAAUUUACACAUAUUAUGCAUGUCAACAGGUAAUGCAGAUGGUAUGGGCAGUGUCAGAAAAGAAGAACUUUAUUUGGCCUCGAUUGUGCUUAAGGUUCCACAAAAGCAAGUGAAAGUCCUUGAUCAUCCAGAUCUACAGGAUGGUUUUGGCAAAUCAUGGAACUCUAAGGUAUUGUCAAAGAUUAUCAAGGAGGAAAUUGUCAAUUGUGCAAUUGAUUUGGUCAUAACUUUUGAUAAUUAUGGAGUCUCAGGUCACUGUAACCAUCAAGAUGUUCAUCAAGGUGUACGAAAACUAUUGCAAGAUACUUCACAUAAAGAAGUUGAAGCCUGGGAGCUUGUUAGCACUAACAUAUUGCGCAAGUACAGUGGACCAGUUGACAUAUGGUUGUCUCUUCUAUCUGCCAAGUUCCAUUUAAGUGGAGUGGUGCUUUGCUUGCUAAAUGAACAUCCCAGAAGGAGCUUAGCUGCAAUGGCUCAGCACAAGAGCCAGUGGGUUUGGUUUCGCAAGCUAUUUGUUUCUUUCUCAAGUUACACAUAUGUUAACUGCCUUAAGAAGAUCAAUUAGAUACAUAUAAGGCUAUUGGUUCCUCAAGACACUAGACCAACUUGAUGUUGGUUCAGCAAUGAGAACAGUAGGUAAAAUCACUGAGUCAAUCAGUUCCGCAUCUCAGAAGCUUUAGAAAGUGAAGGCAGUGUUAGAAUUAUUGGUAAUUGCAGAAAUAGUUGGUCCAUCACCCAGUGUCCAGUACUCGCAUUGGGGCUUGACUUCAUGCUCGCUUUUUU